Messenger RNA from Malaya genurostris, 934 nucleotides. RefSeq lists its product as uncharacterized. Bases 319 to 726 code for a protein of 135 amino acids. The record is from RefSeq and is a predicted model, not a curated record. Lineage: Eukaryota; Metazoa; Arthropoda; Insecta; Diptera; Culicidae. The transcript is spliced from 2 exons.
UCGAAGAACGAAACCGUAUUCCAAUAAAAACCCGACUAGGAUACAAACAUUUUGAUUCGAACUAUAAUAAACGAGUCCGAUUUGACGAUGCUAGAAAUUUAGAUUUUAGACCAGCGGGGUACAGAAGUGAACUGCCGAAGUGGGACCAGCGUAUAUGUGAUUUUUGCGGACUGAGAGGACAUGUGGCGAGAAAAUGUUAUAAGAAAAAGAACCAGCACAAAUAUUCAGUGAAUAGAAUGGACAUUCCGGGUAGCAGUAAGGAGAGCAUAUGUGAUCUGCUCGGGCGCAUGAAUACCAGGGACUCGGAUGACGAUGUAGAUGGAGAUUCGGAUACAGAUUCAAAUUGGAAGCGUUCCCGUCCUCGCACAUCGCACUCAGCUGAGGACCAAUAAAUACUCGAACUCAAUGGUUCGCCCGAAUGUACUGAUCAAUGUCAGCAAUCAACAGGAGAAAAACACUUACAUGAAUUCGACACCAGCUGAGAGGGAUCUAGGAACAACACAAACGUACGAUGAAAGCAUGAACCCUAAUAGAAUUGAGGUGUCUGUAUUGGGCAAUUCCGCAGAUAACUGUUUAUCGAGCGACCAAGAAGAUUUUCGGGGUUUCCCGGAAGAAAGCAUGGAAAGGAGAACGCUAAGGAAAAGAAAAGCCGAUAAUACGGCUUUCGAGUGUCCACGUAGAUCAAAACGGAAUAGAAAAGCAAAACGUUUCGAAGAUUUUGUAUAGUUAUUAAAUGUAAAGCAAAUAUUUUCUUUCGAAUUAAGUAAAUACGGUUGAAUUUAUUUCAAUUGAUAUUUUUUUUGAAUUUGGAUAUUUCCUUCUCAAGUGGGAAGGACUGUUAUGUACAGUGCCAUCGAAUACUUUAUAUUGCACAUUAUAGAUUAAGAGUACAACAUAUUUGUGAAGUAAAUAAAAUAACUGGCAACUUGGCGAA